Porites lobata is the source of this 6562-nucleotide messenger RNA. The record is from the annotation of a GenBank genome assembly. NCBI's taxonomy places the organism in Eukaryota, Metazoa, Cnidaria, Anthozoa, Scleractinia, Poritidae.
CAAUCAAGAUGGCGGCAAUGCAUCCAGCUGUAAUUUGGCUUAUUAUAGCCGCGAUUGUGGGAACUGCUUUGCUUAUUGCUACUUUUGUAGCCAACAGAAAUCAAAAGAAGAAGAAGAAGGGUAAGUAUUUCAUUAUCCUUGGGAGAUAAUGUUCGAGGGAAGGGAAAAUGCCGCUUUUGAACUUAAUUAUAUCAAUUGCUACGUCAGCUUUAGAAGCUCAUAAGCUUAAAUUCUAUUGACCAACUUUCUACGGAUAUGACAGUAGUAUACGUAACACAAGGAAAUUUCAUUUACUAUGUCAGUGUUUCAAUUUCAAUUACUUUUAUCACAAUUAACAAAAUAAACGUGGUGCUUAACAGUACUUGAUUAAAAUUUAUAUCCCGCAUGCACGUACAGAGGACCAUGUGUGUAAUAAUAUUCUGAUCUUAUUCAUCACCAAGUUGCAGUGGUGGUAUUUAAGUAAUAUACAAGAAGAUGCCACUAUUGAAAACAAUAAUAAACCAUAACAUUUGAGUGGAAGUAAAUUUAUUGAUCAACAAAUAUGCUGUCCUGUUCAUUUCUUGUUUUCAACACUGUACUGUACAUGUACCAUGUCAAUGUUGGAUGUUGAAACUGGCCAUUCAUCAAAUGUUGAAAACUGUUGAAUAAGAUUUUAUUAUGGCUUCUGUUCAACAAGUUGCUACUUGUUAAACGGCAACGUAACCAUUGUCGUGUAAUCAACAAAUGUUGAACUCUUGUGUUGUUGAUUAAGGAGAGAUGAUGAUUGGCUCAAUCAUCUAUGUAACUUGGGAGCCCUGUGUGUGAAUUAGUUAACGUAUCCUGUGAAGGUUUAAAUUCUGUACUUCUUACCAAGGGGGGUUUGAAUUUAAAACAGGUUUGGCAGCAUAGAAUAGUCGUGAAGAAGUUAGAGGGAACAUAGUUAAUAUUAUUUUCCUUUCCUUUUGCUUCCUGUUGUAUCUGCAUUCUAUUCCAUUCUCAAUGGAUGAGACAUUUUGCCAUUUUAGUGUGUUGGUUUCUUCUCUUGUAAAUAAAUUCAUUGGCAGCAUCAGUCCAAGCAAAUUGAUCUUGAAGUGCAGUUUUACUAGACAGGAUUAAAAACAACACAGAAAGGAGCAUCUCAUCACUUAAACAUUGGAAUCAGAUUUGAAAUUUUGGUUAAAUCUGAAGACACUUGUAGCCUUGGCAACUUUUUAUAUCAAUAAGUAAAAAAAGUUUCCAUGGAAUCCCUGCGGUUCACACUUUGCUCCUUAAGUGAAGUCUUCCAUCUGAAUAUGUAAUCAAAUUGGUAGAAAUAAAAAAAAUCUUUUAUUGAUGCUAGGUGCAUCUAGGCAGCCAGAAGGGAUUGACAAUGCAGGAGAAGUGGGCGGAGCAAGGAGAAGAGUCAGAAAUGCUCGGUCAAGAAUGAAUGCCAGAAGAGCACAAGAUGAUGAUGAUUAUGAUGAUGAUGAAUAUGAUGGUCUGUUCAGUUGAUUGAUAAAGUUGAUAUAAUUGAAAGAAAAUAGUAUGAUAUUAAUAUAUUUAAUUUAUGGGCCAAAUUAGCCCCUUAAGCCCUGCUAUCUAUAUACAAGUUCUUUAGACUUAUCUUCAUACAUUUCCUUACAAAAUUGGUUAAGAGAAUUGGGUUUAAGAUCAAUGCAUUUUCCAUAAGGUGGUCUUUUUUUGGGAUUCUUACAACCCUCUUUCUUGAUUAUGCAUUGGGGGAAAAUUGACAUAGACCACUCUUUGGACCUCAACAGUUAGAGGUCCAAAAGUGCUUCAUGGGUGAGUACCUCUCUCCAAUGUGGCUUGUACUCGAACCCCAAGGGCAACACCACAUGUGGUUUGACAUUGUUGUAAUAAUAUAAUAAUAAUUUUUAUCAACUUUAUUUAAUGAGGGUAACAUUGGACAAUACUUCGACUGAAUAACUAGUGGCCCUCAAGUUGUUGGUCUUUGCCUUGCCUUAAAGAGGUUUUUCUUUGAAUACUCUGUUCUUGCUCUCUCCUCAAAACCAGCAUUUUCAAAUUCCAGUUGAUCUGGAAUGUUAGACGAAGAACCACUUGUAGAAGUGCUACCACUCACAUGAAAAAAUAACCGAUUCCCAUUUUUGGAUAUUUUAGGGAAUUUAAAGAAUACCCACAAAAAUCCCAAAUUUGGAAGAGUGAGACAAGUCCCAACCAGGGAACUUGGUUGGGAAUUCCCUGGUUGGGACUUGUCUCACAUUGCCAAAUUUGGGAUUUUUAUGGGUAUUCUUUAAAUACCCUAAAAUAUCCAAAAAUGGGAAUCCGUUAUUUUUUCCUGUGACUUAAUUGUUAUUUAUUCUUUUUUUAAUUAUUAAAUUAGCCAAUCCAUUGUUGGGAUUUUUCUGGUGUGCUAACUCAACAAAUACCGGCAUUUUGAAAUAUUAUCACUGAUAGGAGGCAUUUCUUGUCAUAGGUGCUGGUGAUGAAGGAGGCUACUCGAUGGGACUUGAUAAUCAGAUGCCUGUUGGUAAGAUUGGAGCGAAAAAACAGCGAAAGCUUGAGAUGAAGGAGGAGAAGAGGAUUUUAAGGGAGGUGCGAUCAGUUGUAUUUUGAUAAUUGACAUACUUUGCACACACUGUUCAAAUUAGUCAUGAAGAUGUUAAAAAAAGAGUGUCAAGGUUUUGUGGCAAGUUGACGUUAAAGGGUCUUUCUGUAUCUAAAUGUACAUGACUAAACACCAUUAAUCUACAUGUAUAUGGCCACUCUUUUAUCUGCUGGGUAUGGACGCAAGAUUCAACUGCCUAAAGUCUUCAAAUGUAUUCAGAUGUAAAUAAAAAAGUAACACAAGAGAGACUUUUUUCAUUAAGUGUCAACAUAAUUAUUGAGCCCUAAGUACAAACUCAGGAGGAUUUUAUAUCCUAUGCUUGAGAUUGGAUGGCCAUUUCUUUGUGUUUUUCUGAACCAUACAAAGGUCUCGCUGUUUGCAGAACAAUAGAAGCACCUUCUACCUCAGUUUAUUUAAGAUCCUGCAGACUACUGCACUGCUAAGGAUCGGUUCAUUUGGGGUGAUUCGAUCAGAGAUCCGAGAAUCACUUGGAUCUUGGUACAUCAAAUGAACAAUAGUUAUCCUUUCCCAGUGUCUGUUUAACAGAUCCUUUGAUGUGCUGUGAUCCGAGUGAUCUCGGAUUGGUGAUCCUGAUUUGGAUCAUCCCAGUGGAAUGCACCAGAAUUUAACUAGCCCUGCCAAAGUCAACUUAUCUCUUCUGAAACUCAUAUUGGUGGUAUCCUUUCUCUAGCAAAUGGAGGCUGAACGAGAAGACAGAAAAGAGCGUGAGGCCCUCAGAGAAGAAGAAAGAAAGAGACUGGAGGCACAGAGAAAGAAGGAACAAGAAAGACUUGUAAGUACAUAGCCUUUUGCAUUUGGUAAAAUAAACUAUAAAUUCAUGGAAAUUACAGAAAAAUACUAAAUUUAACAAAAACAUGUAAAAAACAUCCAAUUUCUUUGAAAACUAUUUUUCUUGCAUUUGUUUCACAGUCAAAUUAAGUUUCAAAUUUAUAAAUAGAUAAUUAUAACAAAAAAAAUAGCAAAUAAAGUCUUUUACUGGUAACAGCACCACAGAGUGGUUCUUUAUCUACUAUAAUAUUAUUUAAAAUUUAAUUGGAAUUUGGAGUCUUUGGUUUUUGAGGGGAAACUGGCGAAUCCAGACCCAGGCAUGUAAUUAAGUCCAAUGACCUAAAAAUUUUUUGGUCGCCGAAAUCAAAGAGCUCUUGUGAUGUGGUUUGUCUAUAGAUGUCAAAUUUCUUAUUUUAGGAAGAGGGGGAACGUAAAAGAAAGGAGGAACAAGAGCGUAAAGAGCAUGAAGAAUAUCUACUAUUAAAAGAACAGUUUACAGUUGAAGAAGAAGGUGUUGGCGAGACUGCUGAAGAAGUAAGGUUUUGUCAUGUUAUUAUUUUACUAUCUACAGCUUAAGAAGUAAGGUUUUGUCAUGUUAUUAUUUUACUAUCUACAGCUGAAAAAAAAUAAGAUUGCACAUGGUAUGUGUUUUUCACUUCAACUUCAUUUUCUAUAGCAGCUAGUUUUAUUGUCAAAUUAAGAAAACUGUGAUUACCUGAAAUAUUUCAAAAGUGUUAUGACCAAUCACAACUAAGAUCAGGACAUGGAAGGAAGCCAAAGAAACACAAGCUAAUUAUACCAUUGUUGCUUGCAGUAUAGUUUUCCUUGUAACACAUUAAAACAUUCUUUCUGGUGUUGUUGAUAUUCUGAGUUUCAUUAUAAGUACUGAUCUGCAUUUAUCUGAUUUAUUUUAGUCAGAAGCUCUUCUAGAGGAAUUCAUUACCUACAUUAAGGUAACUUUCCACAUGCUUGUAAAACUCAACUUUGCAGCACUUGAUGAGAAACAAGUUGGCAUCCAUAAAUAAUUAUUAAUAGGUACUGAUUAAUUAUUUUCAAUAAUCUAUAUUGUCCUGAAAGGAAUCCAAGGUAGUGUUACUGGAGGAACUAGCAUGUCAGUUUGGUCUUCGCACACAAGAUGCUAUUGAUAGACUGCAGGCUUUACAGGAAAUGGAGAGGAUAACAGGUAUAUGUAUUGAUUGGCUGUUGUCUUUGUGAUCUGCAAACUAUGUCAGCAUGCAUUAUGAUGAGGCAAAAGUUCCAUGGGGAAUAUCAAUCAUGUAAAACUUCAAAUUACACAUUUUUGACACUAUGCUGAAGAUGAAUAGUUUCUUCCAGGUUAACCAGGGAUCUCCAUCAUGUACUGCACUGAUUAAGCCAUCCAGUGCUGUCCAUUAUGGCCAUUUAUAAGCAUUGCCAAACUGGAUGUUGCUACAUGUAAAGUUGACUCCCGAUAACUCGAACCCUUGCUAACUCAAACCUCGUGCUAACUCAAACCAAAGUCAAUUUCCCCUGGAUUUCCCUCAUACAUGUAUUGUAAUUUUCCGUCAGUAACUCGAACCCUCGAUAACUCAAACCUCCCGCUAACUCAAAGUAAUUUUUGUCUCCCUUUAGAUCAUUUAACUAUAUAAUUCUACCCUUGAUAACUCAAACCAUGUUUUAAGGGUGUGACAAGUGAAAAAAAAGUUCACUGUUGUCUGAAAUGUUGGAAAAAACAAAACAAGAAAACACAAUCAAAACAAGAAUUCUUUAUGUCAGUUCUUUGUUUCACUUUUUUGUCACUCCAGUUCAAAUUCAGCAUCCAUCUCAGAAUAUUAAUCAAGUUUUGUUGCUUGAUUCCUUUUUCAAAAUACUAAUCUGCAUCUCUUGCUGUCCAUAAAGUGUCCAUGAUGGUCACAUUCCCUCCCCAUCCAUUUUCUUAUUUCCUUAUUCCCAGUUAUUUUCUUGGAACUCCCGAUAAUCAAACUUGUUUUGACUUCCCCAGAAGUUUCGAGUUAUCAGGAGUCAACUGUAUUUUAGAAUCUAUUUCUUUUCUUCUGUUUAGGUGAAGCUAUGUAAUUAAACUUUUUUUUCAUUUAAACUCCUCUUUCAGGAGUGACAGAUGAUCGUGGAAAAUUUAUUUACAUAUCACCAGAAGAGCUCCAAGCUGUAGCCAAGUUUAUUAAGCAGCGUGGACGUGUUACGAUCAGUGAACUAGCCGAAAGCAGUAACACUCUCAUAAAUCUGCAUACAGAUAAGUCUCACACAGAAACUCCCAAAACUGCUCAAGUAUCAGCAUAGGUACAUUUGAGUUUUGAUUGCAUCAGUUUGUGAAAAGAGGAAAAUUUUAUUUAAAUAUUUCAAGUGAAAAGGCACUAGGCUUUUACCCGCAAAGACUUUCUGACCGUUGCUUGGAAGUUUUUGAACACUAAAUGAAGCACACAACCUUUUUUGAGAUUAUACACGUUGUAUAGUCAAAUAUAAUUGACUGUGACCAUCGUAACUCAAUUGAUAACAGUGCCUCAUUGAAAGCAAUUUUACUGUUAGAAAACAUAAGUCAACUUGAUGCAUUAUCUGCCGAGUCUCGAGCCAAUCUUCAUAUUUUGAUAGACAACACACUAUCAAAGAGCAAUAGAGAAAGACAGUGAUGUAUUAAAUUUCUCCCAAAACCCUUUUAUAAGGUGGUAUAUGGGUAUUUUUCUGGAAGAACUGAGUUGUUCUCAUUAUUAAUAUUAGUGGAACUCCACGUGUGCCCAAGCGAAGCCCCAUACCUAAGAAUAUUAAAUUUUGGUAAUCUAUCAAUUCAAGAAAAAUUAAUUUAGAAUUUUAUGAAAUGUCAAACUUACUAGCUAGUGUGGAAGCCAGUUACUUGUUUUUAACGUGAUAAUAGUCAUCCAUAUUAUGGUCAAUUGACAGCUGUCAAAAAAGGUAUCCGCUGACCAUUCACAUGACUGUAUUCUGGGCUCAGGUGCCAACUCAUCGAGGUCACAUGUAAUUUUAAGUUUUCUGCCAACCAGUUAUUAGCUUUUAAUUCAUCGCAGGCUCAAGUUCAUGUUUUUCAGUCACAUGGUUCUCCCCUAAAGUUAAGUACAGAUUUGUGGAUUUCUUUGCAAUGGUUUCAAGUCCAUUGUCGGAAGUAAAUUUGAAAUGCAUAAAUGGGAGCUUCACUUUUAACUCUGGCUAAAUCUAUUAUAAGAGACAAGUAAAUGGAAAAAGUAGAGCAUGUACUUCUGACACUGUAUUUAAUAGGUC